AUGGCGAUUAUACUCCCGUCGCUGCCGCGGUCUCCCCUUCUCCUCCUCCUGCUCGCGCUGGUGCUGCUCUCGUCGGCGCGCCUCCCCGCGCGCGCAGAGGAGACGUGCUCCGCCUCCGCGCCGUGCGCCAACAACCUCUGCUGCAGCAAGUGGGGCUGGUGUGGCUCCACCGUCGAUCACUGCGGCGCUGGCUGCCAGUCUGGGCCCUGCGCGGAAAGCACCUCCGCCUCUCCCCCUUCCCCGCAGAGCAGCUCCCCUGCUCCCGCGCCCAGCUCCCCCCCGUUUCCGCCUCCGUCCGGUUCCCCUCCGCCCGUGACUGAUUCCCCUCCUCCCCCAUCCCCCUCCCCUUCUCCGCCGUCCGCUUCUCCGCCCGCCCCGUCCGCCUCACCACCCGCCCCAACCGGCUCCGCUCCCCCCCCAACCGGCUCCGCUCCCCCCCCAACCAGCUCCGCUCCCCCCCCAACCGGCUCCCCUCCCCCAUCUACUGGGCUGAAUCGGAUGGCGUAUUUCAACAACACGGCGGGCAUGGACCCAUCCCUCAUCCCUGCUACCAACCUCACGCAUGUCUUCUACUACUUUGCUUCCAUCGACGCAACCACAUACAAGGUCGUCCCUUCCAACCCUGCAGUGGACGUUACCCAGAACCUCUAUCUGCGCUUCAACUCCGCUCUAAAGGCCGCCAACCCCGCCAUCAAAACCCUUCUCUCCAUCGGUGAACCUUCCGAUGGCAACACCACUUUCGCCAACGCCGCCUCUUCCACCUCCUCUCGUUCCGCCUUCAUCGAAUCAGCAAUCACCCUCGCUCGCACGUACAAUUUUGACGGUCUGGAUGUCGCCUGGGGAUACCCAGAGGGCAACGCCGCCCUUUUCUCCGCCCUGCUCACAGAUUUCCGAGCGGCGAUCGAAUCCGAAACCGCUUUGUCUGGGAAACCCAAGCUCCUGCUGAGUGCGGUGGUUUCUGAUUCGCCGGAUAUUAUCCGGGCAUACGACGUCCCAACGCUUAACAAAACACUGGACUUUGUUAAUGUUGUGACUUACGAUCUGCAUGGGCCGUGGGAGGCAAAGACCGGCAUGCACACUGCUCUGGAGGAUUUGAGCGACCCGCAGCUGAGCCUCAAGGGUGCCAUGGCUGCCUGGGUGUCCCGAGGCUUGGACCGAAGCAAGGCCAUGCUAGGCUUGGCAAUGUACGGCAACACCUGGACUCUUGCUUCGACAAGCAGCACUGGGGUUGGUGCUGCCGCCACUGGGGCUGGUCAGGCUGGGUCUAUCAGUCAGGAACCUGGUAUCCUCUUUUACAAGGAAAUCGAUCAGCUGGUAACCACUGGAGGUUACACAGCUACGCUCGACGCCCCAACAUCCUCUAUGUAUGCAGUGAAGGGUGACCAGUGGGUUGGUUACGACGACCCUUCCACCAUCACCACCAAGGUUCAGUUUGCCAAGGCGCAAGGCUAUGGAGGGUGGUUCUUCUGGGCACUGGGCCAGGAUGCCAACAAUGCUCUGCUCAAUGCUGCAGCAGCAGCAGCUGCAUGA
Molecule: messenger RNA, 1530 nt
Organism: Closterium sp. Naga37s-1
Lineage: Eukaryota; Viridiplantae; Streptophyta; Zygnematophyceae; Desmidiales; Closteriaceae
Source: the annotation of a GenBank genome assembly